Synchiropus splendidus (mandarinfish) is the source of this 1693-nucleotide messenger RNA. RefSeq names its product pleckstrin homology domain containing, family J member 1 (gene plekhj1). The record is from RefSeq and is a predicted model, not a curated record. The coding region runs from base 301 to 777 and encodes 158 amino acids. The transcript has 6 exons. Gene Ontology annotation, biological process: endosome organization; retrograde transport, endosome to Golgi; receptor recycling. NCBI's taxonomy places the organism in Eukaryota, Metazoa, Chordata, Actinopteri, Syngnathiformes, Callionymidae. Gene Ontology annotation, cellular component: trans-Golgi network; recycling endosome; early endosome.
UGGUAUUUGUUUUGCUUCCUGGUUGUGUUUAAUUUGACCCUCGGUGGUCUCCGUAGUCAUAUGAAAAAAAAGGUGUGUGCUGUCAUCGUCGCAGAUGUGUGUGUGUGUGUUCACCAGGAAGAAGACAAUCGGAUCGAGUCCUCAUCGCGGAAAUGACCAACAGAACAUCGGCACACGCCAGAAUGGUCCGGGACGUAGCCGUUUGAACUUCGGUGGUGACUGUUUUCUGCUGGUGAAGAAGGAGGGAAUGGCGUCUUCGUGGACCAAGUUCUUGUGAAGGUGUUCAGCCGUGUGAUCGAGAUGCGCUUCAACGAGAAGGAGCUGGUGUUUCUGAGCAGACAGCCGGCGGAGAUGGCAGCCGAACUGGGCAUGCGAGGACCCAAAAAAGGAGACGUUGUGAAGAAGAGGCUGGUCAAACUGGUCGUCAACUUCCUCUUUUAUUUCAAGACUGACGAAGAAGAGCCAGUCGGGGCCUUGUUGUUGGAGCAGUGUCGUGUGGAGAAGGAGGACAGUCAGACCUUCUCUAUAGCGUUUCUGGAGGAGGCAGAGAAGAAGUAUCUUUUUGAGUGUGAGUCUGAGGAACAGUGUAGCAAGUGGAUUAACUCCAUCAUCACAGCCAGCUACGAAUUCAUGAGGAGGAACUUGAUUUUCUACAGAACUGAGAUCCACAGACUAACUGGCACAGAUCCAUUGGAACAGUACGGGAUAUCAGAUGAGACUCGGUUUCAAGUCAGCAACGGUCUGCCAGUAACAUCAAGAGACACGUCGUCACUGUAAACCAGGGAUGUGUUUUAGAUGGUGUUUGCUCCUGAACGACUCCAUCAUGAACUUCUCGUAUUAGAUGCAGGCGCGGUCCGACUAUACAUAAAUACAUGCUGUCAGUUUCAACAUGUCCUCACUUAGUUUCUUUCACUUUAGUUCACAUUUUAAUCUACCUUUCAAGUUUAGUAGUGUCUACAAAAAAAUCACUGGUCGUACUUGCUAGAUAGAGAAUGCUGAAAUGACACUCCAAAUGAUGCAUGUUAAAUUGAAAUUUUUAGAUAUAAAUUAAUGUUAUUCUUGGAAAGAACUACUGACUCUUAUAGCUAAACAAAGCUUUUGUAGCAUAUCCAUGUUUGCAAUUUGUGCUCUUGAUUUUUUUUUGGUCAUUUAAAAUGUAAACGUGUUGCAUAGUCUAGAUCCACGUUUUGUCUUGAGCCACAUUUCUUCUGGACCUGUUAGACUGAUAUAUACUUUUUUUUUUUCUUUUUUUUAUGCUUUCAUGCGGUCAUUUGACUUGUUAGUAAUGGGAUUUAUACACCAUACUUGAAAGUGCUAUUUUUAUGUGGCACCUUUUGCAAUGUUUCAAGCUGUUGGAGUGUGUUGAGUCGUCAGACUGAGGGUUAGGUCGAUGCUUAUUCAGCCGCAGCAGAGUUGGACAAAUCAUUUGCUCAUCACGAACCUUUCACUAUUGCUGUGCCCUUGAAUGUGAGAAAAUACAUGUUUGCUUGCAAAGACAACACAUUGAAUACAAGCAUUUUUUUGGCUGUACUUGCAGAAUGGUCAACAUUAGAGCAAUAUUUUGGGAUAAUGCUGCCUCUCCACUAUAUUAAUGUUUUAAUUAAUAAAGCAUUGUUAUUUAAAAGAAAAAAAGAGAGAUUCAUUCAUUGUAAAGUGUCUAUAACAUAAUAUAAUAUAAUAUAAGUGUCUAUAA